Molecule: messenger RNA, 525 nt
Organism: Dacryopinax primogenitus
Lineage: Eukaryota; Fungi; Basidiomycota; Dacrymycetes; Dacrymycetales; Dacrymycetaceae
Exons: 1
Coding region: 1-525 (174 amino acids)
Source: RefSeq, a predicted model, not a curated record
AUGAAAUUCCUCACACUUCUUCUUACAUACCUUUUCGCCGCUCUCGCUCUUGCACUGGAUGCAGCUGCCCAAGCGCCUGUGCGUCUUCUCCCCUGCGGAGUCAAUCAUACAUGGAAAGUGACCAUUCUCAGACGAAAGGCCGGUCUGCUACCCCCCCGGUCCGCACCUGGAAAGCAGUCGUACACGAAACCGUUCCACGACCUUGUCAAGAUACACAUCAAAGAGGGGAACUAUCACCAUGCCGCUGAUGCAUCAGAGAAAUUAGCAGAGCAGCACAAUCGAAUCCGCGAGUCCUACAAGAAGGUGAACAAGCCGAGAAAAGCCGGUCAGAUGCACGUUGCUGCACAGGAUGCGCAGAAACAAAGCGUCAUGCUGCGCGCCAAGGCUACCAAGCUUAAGGCGCAAGAGCACCCCUCGAAAAAAGCUAACGGCGUGAAAUACCAGGCCGAGGACCAAAUGUUACUUACGAACUCGAAGAGAACAAUAAAAGAAGCUAACUUCGAGAAUGCGCCUAAGAGUAGUUAG